ACUUUCUCUCACAUUAAUCCUUGGGGUCUGUGAUCUCAAAUUCCACCGUUCCAUUGGAGAAGACUUUGUAUUUCCUUCUUUGAGGCUGGAAUGUCCAUCUAACACAAAGUUUCUGGGACUGGAAAUUUCCAGUACUUCAAACAGACCAAUGUUAUUUACAGCAAGGCAUUUUUUUCCCCUCUAUUCUGAAGAGAAUGGAAGGAUUCCAGAAGGGCAAAUAUGGGGCUAUGGCUGAAGGUAGAUUAGAAGAUAACUGGUUUACAACAUCACCCUCGUUGAGGAUUAUCCUGGUGGGCAAAACAGGCUGCGGAAAAAGUGCCACAGGGAACAGCAUCCUCUGCCAGCCAGUGUUUGAGUCCAAGCUGGAGGCCCAGUCAGUGACCAGGGCAUGCCAGGGAGAGACAGGCACAUGGAACGGGAGGAACGUCCUGGUGGUCGAUACACCCUCCAUCUUUGAGCCAAAGGCCCAGACCCAAGAGAUGUACAGGGACAUCGGGGACUGCUACCUGCUCUCUGCCCCAGGGCCCCACGUGCUGCUCCUGGUGACCCAGCUGGGGCGUUUCACAGCCCAGGACACAGAGGCCAUCAGGAGGGUGAAGGAGGUCUUUGGGUCAGGGGCCAUGAGACAUGUGAUCAUCCUCUUCACCCACAAGGAAGACUUAGGGGGUGAGACCUUGGAUGACUACGUAGCAAACACGGACAACCUCAGGCUGAAGAGCCUGGUGCAGGAGUGCGGGAGGAGGUAUUGCGCCUUCAACAACAGGGCCACCAGGGAGGAGCAGAGGCAGCAGUUGGGGGAGCUCAUGGCUGUGGUGGAGCGGCUGGAGAGGGAGUGCGAGGGCUCCUUCUAUAGCAACGACCUCUUCCUUGAUGCCCAGAUGCUCCAGCGAGGCAGGGAUGGUGCCUGCCCAGAAGACUGCAGGCAGUACCUGGCCAAGGUGCAGCAGCAGGUGAAAAAGCAGAAGCAAAAGCUGAGGGAGGAGGAGAGUAACUGGGCACUCAAAGCACUCCUCAAACUCACACGCUGAAUGAGUUCUCAUGCCUUAAUAUCUGCCUUCCUUUUUCUAUGUGGUUUGAUUUUUCUUGCCAUUUUAAUUUGCGUAUUACUCCUAGUCACGAAGUUUUAGGUGAUUUCUACAAUCUGUCUUUUUUUUUUUCUUUUGUAGUCACCAUCUUUAUCUGUGUGUGCACAGCACUCUACAUGGAUUUUACAUAUUUUCACUCUCAGUUUCUCUUCCUUGCAUUAGACAUGUCAUCCAUU
Carlito syrichta (Philippine tarsier) is the source of this 1261-nucleotide messenger RNA. It is a transcript of the gene GIMAP5, whose product is annotated as GTPase, IMAP family member 5. The coding region runs from base 195 to 1028 and encodes 277 amino acids. Gene Ontology annotation, molecular function: GTP binding. The record is from RefSeq and is a predicted model, not a curated record. NCBI's taxonomy places the organism in Eukaryota, Metazoa, Chordata, Mammalia, Primates, Tarsiidae. The transcript has 3 exons.